GCGGAGCGGGAGGCGGGGAGGUGGGGAGGCCUGGAGGCCCGGCGGGCGGAUAACUGGGUCCGCCCUGCCGACGGACCCCGGGUCACCGUGGGGAGAGGCCGGCCGGGUUGCGGAGCCCGACUCCCGGCCUGCCUGGGUCCCGGACGCUCGUCCCCGCGCCGUGGUACCCCUCCCUGGCCACGACCCUCCCGGCUGAGGACACCCCGCCCCUCUCGCUGCCCGCGGCCUCCUAACCCCUCUCUGGCCCUUCGUCGCCUGUGCACCUGCCCUUUCGGCCUUGUGCUCCUACUCCCCCUCCAGGCAGGACCCUGGCCCAGCCUUACCUGCUCAGGACCCAGCACCAAAUUAGACUUGCUCCUUCAGCCCCCAAUCCGUCCCUCUUUGUCGUCUGUACACCUGUCACCUCAAUUCUGUUCAUUCACUCCACCACCCUGCCCCGAACAUCUUCAUCUACAUCCAGGCUAGGCCAUCAUCCCCCCACCCCCUCCCCCUCUCAGGGAUUCCUCCCGCCAGCUCUGAUUAUCCCUACACCUGCCCCACUCAGCCCCAGGCCCCCUGUCCUCGCCCGUCCACUCUCCUUUGUUGCCUCUGCAGCUGUCCCCUCGGCUCUAUUCAUCCCUCUCCCCCAAACCCCAGCCCAGACUCCCUUCUCCCUCUGACCAGGGGGCCACUUCCUCUGGGCUCUGUUCUGUCAUUUCUCCCCACUGCUCACUCAGCCUGGCCAUUUCCCUUCCUUUCAGCCCAGCCCUCUCACCUCCCGCUCAGGGUACCCUCACCCUCUUCCAGCUGGUCCAGUCUUCCCUGGCCUCUCCCCCACACCAGCCUAUCUCCCAGCCUCAUAUGUCUCUUUUCUUACUGACCUCCUCUCCCAACACGAGUGGCCUCCACCGUUGCCCCCGCUCGCCGUUUCCUCCCCACACAGGUGCUGUGGAGACACCAUGGAGCUGUGCAGCAAGAAGAAGCUUCACGCCCUGUCCCUGGCUGAGAAGAUCCAGGUGCUGGAACUCCUGGAUGAGUCCAAGAUGUCCCAGUCGGAGGUGGCCCGGCGCUUCCAGGUCUCCCAGCCCCAGAUCUCCCGCAUCUGCAAGAAUAAGGAGAAGCUGCUGGCGGACUGGUGCAGUGGCACGGCCAACCGGGAGCGCAAGCGCAAGCGGGAGUCCAAGUACAGCGGGAUCGAUGAGGCUCUGCUCUGCUGGUACCACAUUGCCCAGGCCAAGGCCUGGGAGGUGACGGGGCCCAUGCUGCUCCACAAAGCCAAGGAGCUGGCCGACAUCAUGGGCCAGGACUUUGUGCCCAGCAUUGGCUGGCUGGUCCGCUGGAAACGCCGAAACAACGUGGGCUUCGGGGCCCGCCAUGUAGUGGUGUCUCCGUUCACCCCUGAGCUGCCUCCCCCAGCUCCCACGCCCCAGGCCCAGCUGCCUCUUUCUCUUAAAGAUUUCUCCCCAGAGGACAUUUUUGGGUGUGCUGAAGUGCCCUUGCUAUAUCGGGCAGUGCCCGGCAGAGUGGGUGUGUGUGAUCGGGUACAGGUGCUGUUGUGUGCCAACAGCAGGGGCACAGAGAAACGGCGGGUGUUGGUCAGUGGGCUCCAGGCUGCCCCAAGAUGCUUCUUUGGGGUCAGCAGUGAGGCCCUGCCCGCCUCCUACCACCCUGACCUGGCCAUCCCCUGGUCAGAAUGGUUGGCACAGUUUGAUCGGGACAUGGGGCGGCAGGGCCGACAGGUAGCCUUGCUGCUGGCUGCCCGAGUGGUGGAGGAGUUGGCAGGCCUGCCCGGGCUCGGCCACGUGAAGCUCUUGCCUCUGUCCGCUGCUAGCACCACGCCUUCCCUGCCCAGCUCCGUGGUCCAGGCCUUUAAGGCCCAUUACCGGCACCGUCUGUUGGGCAAGCUGGCUGCCGUCCAGAGCGAGAGGGCUGGUACAUCGCUAGCUGAGGCCGGGGCAGGCAUCACAGUGCUGGAUGCUCUACACAUGGCAGCGGCGGCCUGGGCCAAGGUGCCUCUCCAGCUCAUCGUGAGCAGCUUUGUUCAGGAAGGGCUGGCUCCAGGCAGAACGGCCCUGGCCCCGCACAAAGCCUCGGAGAUGCCACCCGUCCCCGGUGGGCUGAGCCUCGAGGAGUUUUCCCGCUUUGUGGACCUGGAGGGUGAGGAGCCUGUGUCUGGAGUGUGCAAAGAGGAGGUGGGCACCGAAGACCAGGGUGGGGGUGGAGAGGACGUCUUGGAGCCCCUGCCCACCAAAGCCGACGCCCUCCGGGCUCUGGGCACGUUGAGGAGGUGGAUUGAGUGCAAGGGCAGCGGCCCUGAGCUGUUUGCAAAUUUCUACGCCUGUGAGGAGGAGGUGGAGCGACUCUGCUGCCUGUGAAGGGCCCUUCCAGCCGGAGCCCCUCCUCUCCUGUUUCCCAUGGAAACGCCCUCGCUCAGAAGGCAGAUUGGGGGCUGGUCUCUUUCCCGUGGAAAUGGAGCUUUUGUGAAAAGCGUUGAAGGGAGACAAGUUGGGGGACUAAGUCUAAGCUCUGAGCGAAAGUUCUCCAAGCCCUGAGAAGAGGGUCUAAAGAUGGGGUGUCAGGGAGAGAAGCUAGGCUGCAUGGUUUCUGAACCGCUGUGGAGUCAGGGACUUGGGAAGGUGGAAUUCGGGCUUUACAGACAGGCCGAUCCCUUGAAUUCUGCGUUAAAAACAGUUCUGCUUCUGGAAAUAAAGUUUUUAAUCAGAAAAGAGGCCAGGGUGUUAUUUUCACGGGAGAAGGGUGAAAACGUUCACCUCAGAUUUUUUUUUUUUUUUUUUUUUUUUUUUUGCGGUACGCGGGCCUCUCACUGUUGUGGCCUCUCCCGUUGCGGAGCACAGGCUCCGGACGCGCAGGCUCAGCGGCCAUGGCUCACGGGCCCAGCCGCUCCGCGGCAUGUGGGAUCCUCCCGGACCGGGGCACGAACCCGUGUCCCCUGCAUCGGCAGGCGGACUUUCAACCACUGCGCCACCAGGGAAGCCCCACCUCAGAUUUUUAAAUUGAUUGCUGGGGGUC
Molecule: messenger RNA, 3009 nt
Organism: Orcinus orca (killer whale)
Lineage: Eukaryota; Metazoa; Chordata; Mammalia; Artiodactyla; Delphinidae
Gene: TIGD3
Product: tigger transposable element derived 3
Exons: 2
Coding region: 939-2354 (471 amino acids)
Cellular component (GO): nucleus
Molecular function (GO): DNA binding
Source: RefSeq, a predicted model, not a curated record